Menidia menidia (Atlantic silverside) is the source of this 2805-nucleotide messenger RNA. The record is from the annotation of a GenBank genome assembly. NCBI's taxonomy places the organism in Eukaryota, Metazoa, Chordata, Actinopteri, Atheriniformes, Atherinopsidae.
AUGGGAACCAAAGAGGAGCCGUUGAGAGCUUUCGUGUUCCUCGUCCUCCUGUUGCUGUGCAGGUCCCUAGAUCCCGUCUCGGGGUUCAUACUGAAGGGCUGCCGUACCACCGUCACCACGGCGAUAUGCGUGGCCAACAAGCUCACUCAAAUCCCCAAAGACCUUCCUCCAACCGUGACCACCAUCGACCUGACGCUGAACCGGCUUUCCCGGAUCCGACCGUCGGAUUUCCCGUUCCUUCCCGUCCUGAAACGUUUAGAUCUGAACCAGAACAAGAUUUCCCAGAUAGACCGCGGCGCUUUCUCCGGGUUGUCUUCCCUCCAGAAGUUAAACCUCAACAACAACAAGCUCCUGGAGUUGGGGGAUGGUGUUUUCGAGGGUCUGAGCAGCCUCACGGAGCUCAGAAUCGCCUCCAACAGCAUAAAAUCGGUGGCCUCGACUUGUUUCAGGUCCGUGACGAGCUUGACUUUUCUGGAUAUGUCCAACAACGACCUGCAGGAUCUGGCCCACGUGCGCCUGGUAAUCCGGCAGCUUCCCGGGCUCCGGGACCUGGUCCUGAAGAGGAACCGCCUGACCUCGUUCCGCUCCUGGGAAUUGGCCAACAGCUCAAUUGGGCUAUCGGCCCUGGACCUGUCCCAGAACCGCCUGGAGGACUUCCGCGUGUCCGCGGACGUAUUCCCGAACCUCACGCGGUUCAACAUCGGCGGAUUCCAGAGCAAGAGGCCGAUGGUCUGGGAUACGACGUCUGCCGGGGGAUUCCUCGGUAGGGUUUCAAGGCUGGACAUCAGCGGGUUGCCGGUGGCUUUAAAAGACAUGAGGGCUCUCCUCGGGGCCACAAACGGUUCGCUAGACACCCUGAGGAUGAACUCCAUGAGAGGAAACCUGGAAGCUCUAGUUAGCAUUUCCUGCAGCAUCCCGACUCUGUCCACCCUUAUCCUUCGGAGCAACAACCUCAGGAGCAUCCCGGUUGGCUUUUUCAGACUCUGCGUCAACGUCUCCGAGUUGGAUUUAGCCCAGAAUAAAAUCCAGUUCAUCCACGAGGACGCCUUCAGAUCCCUUGGCCGUUUGAGGAUUUUGACCCUGAGCAAUAACAAGCUUUCGGUCGUUCCGAACGCAACAAGGAAUCUGCCCUUUCUCUCCAAGCUGGACCUCAGCAGCAACUCAAUCGGGGCGAUCGACUGUCGGGAUUUCGUCGGCAUGACGAGGCUCUCGCGCCUGAGUCUCUACCAGAACUCCAUCCCGCACCUGCCGGACUGCGCUUUCGAGGGUUUGGAGAGACUGGAGAUCCUCAAACUACAGAACAGUCACAUCUCCAAGCUAAACGGCGCCUUCAGAACGGACCUGCCGAAGCUCACGAGGCUCCACCUGAACGGAAACCUGCUCACCGCCAUCAAACCGAGGCAGUUCGAGGGCCUGAGGUCCCUCCAGAACUUAUCGUUGCAUUUCAACCAAAUAGCCAAGCUGAGCAACGAGAGUUUUUUUGGCUUGACGGAGCUGGUGGAGAUCCAGCUCCAGUCUAACUUGAUCACCAAAACGGACAUAGAAACGGGCGCUUUCAACGUUCUGACCAGCCUGAGAAGACUGGACCUGAGGGAAAAUCGCAUUAAAUACAAAGAAAGCAAAAAUCUGCCCGACCCGCCUUUCUCUAAACUCUCCCAUCUCAGGGAGCUGUCCAUUCCCGGGCAGCAUUACAAGGGUAAAACUUACCUGCCUCCCAACCUCCUGGAGGGUUUGAGCAACCUCACGCUGUUUGACGCCAAGAGCAUCCUGCUCACCUCUCUGCCCAGAGACAUGUUCAAGUACACGCCCAGGCUGGAGACUCUGGACCUGAGCGUGAACGAGCUGAACGACCUCUCCCCGGAGCUGUUUUCCCCCAUCGGUCACCUCAAAGGCCUCUACAUAUCCCGGAUCACCCUCAAGUCGCUGGACUUCCUGGUUUACGCAAACCUGAACGAGCUGGAAUUCCUCCAUAUUUCAGAUGGAGUGAAGCCUUUAGAUUCCAUUCCUCCAGAUUUCUUCAUAUUUCUUCGUAUUCCUUCAGAUUUCCUCCACGUUUCAGAUGGAGUGAAGCCUGUUGGAGAGCAGCCUGUGCUCGUCCAGCUCGUCUCCGCUCUGCAGGGCCAGACGCAGCUUUUCCCAGAACACCUCGGGGUGCGUUUGGGCGCGGGGCCAGCUCAGGUUCCUCAUGCGGUGGUACGGAGACAGCAGGUAGCUGGGAAUGUCCUCCAGGAAGACCAGGAUCAGCACGUCCUUGUGCUCUUCUGCCUGGUGGGCGCCGGAUUCCUGCGCUACGUCUCCACUUCCUGCCUGAUCCUCGGGUUCCUGGCGGCCUCCUUCACCUACCACUUCACGCGGUGGCAGCUGGUGUUCGCCUACCACCUCUUCAGGGCCAGGCUCUUCGACAGGAAAAACAGGAACAGGAUGGCCCCGCAUCAGUACGACGCUUUUGUGUCCUACAACGCCCACGACGAGGGCUGGGUGAUUUUUCUCUUUAAACCUCCUUUUGACAUGACCCUGUGCGUCUUUUUUUGCAGUUUCCGCCUGUUUGACGAGCACAAGGACGUUUUCCGGCUGUUUGACGAGCACAAGGACGUGCUGAUCCUGGUCUUCCUGGAGGACAUUCCCAGCUACCUGCUGUCUCCGUACCACCGCAUGAGGAACCUGCUGAAGAAAAAGACCUACCUGAGCUGGCCCCGCGCCCAAACGCACCCCGAGGUGUUCUGGGAAAAGCUGCGUCUGGCCCUGCAGAGCGGAGACGAGCUGGACGAGCACAGGCUGCUCUCCAACAGGCUUCACUCCAUCUGA